UCUCUUUCUUGCUUUCACCUUCCAUUACAAAAAGCUAUUGUUCUCUUUUCUGAACCAAACUAAUCAACCAUGGCUGCUGAAGUUGUUGCUGGAGCUUUCCUCACGGUUUCGCUGGAAGUGCUUUCGGGUAGGAUCCGUUCGAUCAUGGACUUUGUUGGUCGGAACAAAGUUGAUGCUCGGCUGCUCGAAAAGUUGGACACCACGUUACUCUCUGUUAAAGGGGUCCUGAAUGAUGCCGAGAAGAAGCAAGUCAGUGACUCAAACGUCAGAAAGUGGAUUCAAAAGCUUAACGAUGCGGUCCACAACGCCGAAGACUUGGUGGAUGAGAUUAACACUGAAGCUUUGCGAUGCGAGAUUGAAGGUAGUCAGUCUCAGUCUUCUAGAACCGGUGCAAUGUUGUUCAAGGUACGCAACUUCAUCUCGUCUAGACUAAACGUUAAGGAUGUAGAACAGAGGAUAAACAACAUCCUUAACACACUUAAAUAUAUUGUGGACCAAAAGCAAGAUCUUGGUUUGAGUGAAGUUGGUGCUCAACCUAUCACAUCUUUUCGAAGAUCGUGUGCAACUGCUUGGGUGGAAGAAUCUGAUAUCUGUGGGAGGGAUGCUGAUAAGCAAGCCGUCAUUGAUUUUUUGUUAUCUGAUGAGGUUGAUGGUGAUAAAUUAUCUGUGCUUCCCAUUGUAGGGAUGGGUGGGAUGGGCAAGACCACCCUUGCCCAGCUUGUUUACAAGGAAGUUGAUGAUAAGGUCAUGGAGAAACCUUUUAACGUUAAAGCAUGGAUUACGGUGUCUGAAGAAUCUGAUGUGUUGACGUUGACAAAAAAAAUUUAUGAGGAGGUUGCUAAUUCAUCAAGUUCUACAGUCGAUGAAGCAUUUAAACUUCAACUUAAAUUGAAGGAGUUUUUAAAUGGCAAAAAAUUCCUCUUGGUUCUUGACGAUGUGUGGAACGUGGAUCAUAAACGGUGGUGUGACUUGAAAAGUUCAUUUGAAUCUACCGCACAUGGAAGCAAGAUCAUUGUCACAACACGCAGUGCUAAAGUUGCAUCCGAUUUGGGUACUCUCCCCAAGCAUGAUUUGCAAAUAAUACCAGAGGAAGAUUGUUGGAAAUUGUUUAAAAAGCAUGCCUUUGGUAAUGUAGAGGCCAGUGUUGAUCGAGAGUUGGAAGAAAUUGGUAGAAAAAUUGUCCAAAAAUGCAAUGGUCUUCCCUUAGCGGUCAAAUCACUUGGUAGCCUUUUGCACUCUGUACAAGAUCUCAAAGAUUGGAAAAAGGUACUAAAUAACGAUAUAUGGAAUUUGCGUGAGGACAAUAUUCUUCCAGCAUUAUGGCUGAGCUACUAUUAUUUACCCCCUUAUUUGAAGCGAUGCUUUGCUUACUGCUCCAUUUUCCCCAAAGAUCAAAUUAAUAAGAAACAUUUGAUUUUGCAGUGGAUGGCACAAGAUCUCAUGCAACCCCAGAAAACAAAGACACUAGAAGAGGUUGGAGAAGAAUAUAUCGAAGAUCUUGUAUCUAGAUCAUUUUUCAAAUAUUGUAGCUGGCCUGAAGGUUCCAUCACCAUGCAAGAUCUUGUGAAUGAUUUGGCAAUGUUUGCAUCGGGAGAAUGUUGUUUGAGGUUAACAGAUAAGUCCUCGGAUGUUCUUAUAAGGAAUGCUCGUCAUAUCUCAUCUUUGGCAUGCCAUACCAUUGAUGAAAAGAUAUUAAAGGAUUUGUAUGAAAACAAAGUAUUGCGCACUCUACUGAAUUUGGAGAUGCAUAAUGUCGAACAUUUGCGAUCAAUGCAAUUUUUAAGAGUGCUUUCUUUCCCUCCACAAAACGAGAUGGAGUUAUUAAAUUCAAUCUGCAAUUUGAAGCUCUUGAGAUAUUUGGAUUUAUCUUUUUCUAAACUUGAAGAAAUACCUGAUAAAAUUGGUACUCUAUAUAAUUUGCAGACAUUAUUGUUAACUGAUUGUUAUGGGCUUACUUCGUUGCCUUAUUCAAUUGGCAAUUUGAAGCAUCUAAGGUAUUUGGACUUAAGUUGGACUUCAAUUGAAAAGUUACCUGACACAAUAUGCCAAUUGCACGAGUUGCAUACGCUGAUAUUGUAUGGAUGUACGAAACUUACUCAGUUAUCAAUCAACAAUGCAACUGAUCUUAUCAAUCUGCGUUGUCUCGACAUUAGUCUGACAGGUGUACGAGAGCUGCCACGUCAAAUGUCCAAAUUGGAAAAUCUGCAAAAGUUAACAAAGUUUGUUGUAGGCAAAGAUAGCGGAUCCAAUAUUAAAGAGUUGGGCAAGCUUAAUGAUCUACAUGGUGAUUUUGGUAUUGAAGGACUUGAGAAUGUUGUAAAUGUUGAAGAUGCUUGGGAGGCAAAUUUGAUAGAUAAAAAGCAUAUUACAAAAUUGAAAUUAAAAUGGAAUGGUGAUAUUGGCGGUUCAGUUGAAGCCCGGGUGGUUCUUGAUGGACUCCGACCUCAUCCAGAUCUUAAAACACUAAGCAUUUACAAUUAUGGAGGUAAAGCGUUCUCGCAUUGGGUUGGAAGUCCUUCAUUUUCCUGUAUGAAAGAGGUGCAUCUUAUCGAUUGUAAAAACUGUUUCAUGUUGCCUCCACUGGGACAGCUACCUUCGCUGGAAUGCUUCUGAUUAGGGGAUUGGAUAAGGUGGUGAGGACAGGGGAUGAAUUUUAUAGUGACGGUUCUGUGAUCACUAAGCCAUUCAAGUCUUUGAAAACAUUAUACUUUUCAAGAAUGGAAGAGUGGAAAGAGUGGGCAUUCGUAGAAGCGGAGGAUGGAGGAGUUUUCACAAACUUGGCGGAGCUUCGGUUGUGGGAUUGUCCGAAGCUAAAAGGGGCAUCAUGCUUACCUGAUUAUCUUCCAUACCUGGAAACUCUUGAUAUAGAAGGUACAGGUCACCACCUGGUGGCUUCACUCUCAAACUGUCGAUAUCCAUCGCUCAGUUUAU
Ziziphus jujuba (common jujube) is the source of this 2931-nucleotide messenger RNA. Its product is annotated as putative disease resistance RPP13-like protein 1. Lineage: Eukaryota; Viridiplantae; Streptophyta; Magnoliopsida; Rosales; Rhamnaceae. Gene Ontology annotation, molecular function: ADP binding. Gene Ontology annotation, biological process: defense response to other organism. The transcript is spliced from 2 exons. The record is from RefSeq and is a predicted model, not a curated record. Bases 70 to 2613 code for a protein of 847 amino acids.